This is a messenger RNA of Nicotiana attenuata, 336 nucleotides long. RefSeq lists its product as uncharacterized. The coding region runs from base 1 to 336 and encodes 111 amino acids. Lineage: Eukaryota; Viridiplantae; Streptophyta; Magnoliopsida; Solanales; Solanaceae. Gene Ontology annotation, molecular function: zinc ion binding. The record is from RefSeq and is a predicted model, not a curated record. The transcript is spliced from 2 exons.
AUGUCGAACUUAUCGGAAUCGACGAACUCUUCAAUGUCACUUUGCGCUGCCGCUCGAAUCUGUAAGUGUGGUGUUUCUCCAAAGUUGAAUACUUCUUGGACCCAAUUAAACCCAGGUCAUAGGUUUUUUGCUUGCAAAAUCGGAAAGAAAAAGGGUGGAUGUAAUUAUUUCUGUUGGUAUGACGAUGAGAUGCCUACUCAAGCGAAGAAUGUAAUUUGGGGUUUGUUAAAGAGAGUCAAAGCUUUUGAAGAGGAGAAAGUUCGAGCAAAGAGAAGACGGAUCGUUUUGACGAUUGUUGUUGCAUUAUUGGUCGUUUUGUGGAAACUGUAUGACUGA